UGUUGCGGCAUCUGAUUUUUUUUUGCCAAAUCUAAGUACAAUUGCAUUCAAAUUGAAGCUUUCCGAAAGUAUGUCUGGAGUGACUUUCCUAGCGGUUGAUAAUGGGUCGCCGGAUCUUUUUAGCACUUUUAACGCGAUGACACACAAUUUUGAUGAUUUAACUGUCGGUGAACUUAUCGGUGCCGCAAAUUUUAUAACGUCUGUAGUCGCCGCGAUCGCACUUACUCUUUUUAUUAUUUGGGAUGGGAAACUGGGUUGUAAAAAAAAACGUAAAGAAAGAUUGUUAGAGCCUGCGAUGAUAGAAAAUGAAUGCAUUAACAAACUUGAAGAAUUUGAAAAUGUAGAUGCUUAUGAUUAUGAUUCUUACGAUGGGACAGGUCUUUUGUUACCAGAAGGCGAACGCAAUCCUGAUAAUACUAAUGGGACAAUUACACAAAUGUCAUUGACAUUGGCACCUCCAAUGUUGCCAUAUGAUGACUUUGAAAGACCAAUUUAUUACUUUCCAAAUUCAACUCGAUCCAUAAAUGAUUAUCAAUAUGUGGUUAAUUCUCUCAAGUUGGAUAGUAGCAAUAUGAGACCCUUGCGGCAAUUUAGUCGAAGUAGAACAAUGCCAAUAAGGUUCUUUGAAAAGUCAUUCGUUGCAAAACUCAUUGCUCUGAUGGCUUUUCCCACGAUACUUGUACUCAAGCUAACGCUUCCUGUUGUGGAAGUCAAGGACAUAUCCUUGCAAGAAGAAAAAGAAAAAGAUAAUCAAAUACAAUCUAAAUACUCCUUCCAUUGUGAUGAUUUACCUAUUUUCAUACUUUAUACGUUUAUUAUUAGUACCUCAUUAUCUAUAUUUUUCAUUCUUACUACGAGCGAUGAUCAACCCCCAAGGUUUUAUUCAAUGUUAAGCUUUAUGGGAUUUGGUGUAGCGAUUGCUUUAGGCUUAAUUAUGGGACUAAGUGAUGCAAUUCUUGGCCUAACGAUAUUUGCGAUGGGCAGUAGUCUUGGCGAUUUUGUUGCCAAUAUUACUAUUGCAAAAACUGGACGCCCAAUAUUGAGCAUUGGUUUGAGUGCUAAUGUUAACGAAUUUAAUUUGGAAUCUAUGAACGGCGCCGAAGCUGCCUCAACUGCCGAUCUUGAAAAUCAAUCCACCUUCUUACUUGGCAAACGUUCAUUCUUAAAUUACGCUCAACCCCCCUUGGGGAUAUUAAUUUCAGUUUAUACAAUAGAGCCUGCGAUGAUAGAAAAUGAAUGCAUUAACAAACCUGAAGAAUUUGAAAAUGUAGAUGCUUAUGAUUAUGAUUCUUACGAUGGAACAGGUCUUUUGUUACCAGAAGGCGAACGCAAUCCUGAUUAUACUAAUGGAAAAUAUCAAUCUAAGCAUUUACAUCAAUCUAAGCAUUUACAUCACCAAUAUGGUACUACAAGACCUACGAAGGUACUAAUUAAUCGUAGGCCAUCAUUGUUAAGAGCAAUAGAGUAUCGAGAUGUGGUUAAUUCUCUCAAGUUGGAUAGUAGUAAUAUGAGAUCCUUGCGGCAAUUUAGACGAAGUAGAACACUGCCAAUAA
This is a messenger RNA of Scutellospora calospora, 1553 nucleotides long. NCBI's taxonomy places the organism in Eukaryota, Fungi, Glomeromycota, Glomeromycetes, Diversisporales, Gigasporaceae. The record is from the annotation of a GenBank genome assembly.